AUGGAACAUGCUGUGAUUGAUACAUUAUAUUUAGAAACCAAAUAUCAAUCUUCAUUAUUAUCUACUCCGGAAAAUAAAAUAAAAAAAGUUUCUUCCAGUUUAGGAUUAUCUCCUGCACUGGAAGUUUAUGAAACAUCAAGAUUUUUGACACCAUUAAGAAGGAAAGGUCAAAGGAAUUUAUUCUCUGAACCAUCAAUUAUAUCUCAAAAUAUUGAAAAUUCCGGUGAUACUCCUAUUGAAGCAUUAGUAUUUAGUGAGACUGAUAGAUGGUCAAUAAAUUCUCAACCAACAAUGACAAUGACUGGAGAAGCUACAACAUUACAAGAACAAGAAUGGUGUACAAUAACAAGAUGUAAUGAAAAUAAAUUUUCACAUUUUUAUCAAAUUAAACCUGAUAUUUCUAUUGAUUCAAUGGUAAUUAAGAAUGUUCCAACAAAAUCUACACAUAAUCUUAUUAGAUUACCAAAUAAAAUUAAAAGUGAUAACUAUAUUGAUUUAAUUGAUUUUAUGAUAAAUAAAAUGGAAUCUAAAAAAUGGGAUAUGUAUAUUAAAAAACAUUUUAAUAUUAAUGAUGAAAAUGAUGAUGAUGAUGGAAAAUAUAAUAUUAAAAAUUUUAGGUAUGAUGAUGAAGAUUCAGAUUUAGUAGAAAGUAUAAGUAAUGAAGAAAAUAUUGAUAAGGAUACUAAAUUACCUGGUGAUUCUUUCUCUUCUGAUUGUCAAGAUGAGGAAGAUAAUGAUGAAAAUUGCCAUAAUUUAAAAGAUAUUUAUAUAGAAGAAGAUGAUCAAACUUCAAUAAAAUUUAUGAAUAUUAUAAAAAAUGUUUCACAAGUUUUUUUAAAUAAUUAUAAAAAUAAAGAUGAAAUACCAGAAGAAUUAGAGUAUUUUAAAAACUUAGUUAUAUCACCUGAAAUAAUAUAUAAAAAUAAAUAUUUUAAAAAUGAAGAUAAACAUAAUGAAACAUUUUUUAUGGAUACUAAAAAAAUGAUUAUAGAAAAUUCAAAAAUAUGGUCACCAUUAAGAGGAAGAUUUAUUUUUAAAAUUCCAUCCUCUAACUAUAAUUUUUGGGAAACUUUAGCAAAACAAAAUUAUCGUUGUCCUGGUUGUGGUUUUUAUUUUUCUAAAAUUUAUGCUAAAAGAGCACAAUAUUGUAAUUAUUAUGAACUAUUAUUUUGUCAAUGUUGUUUUCAAGGAAUGCAAUUAUCUAUACCUGGAAAUAUUUUAAAUAAUUGGAAUUUUAAAUUACUUUCUGUUUCAGAUCAUGCAUUUAAUUUCUUAAUGAAAAAUAAGCAUCUUCCAGUAUUUGAUAUAAAGAUUAUCAAUGAAAAAUUAUAUAAUAAAGUUAAACGCCUACGACAGAUGAAAGAUUUGCGUUACCAAUUAAUUCAUUUAUGGGAGUACGUUAAAAUUUGUAGUAUAGCAAAAAAAGAAGAAUCACCAUAUGGGGAAUUAGAUACCGUAUUAAAAGAAAUACCGGAAAGAUUUUUAGAACCUAAUAUAGAUUUAUAUGCAUUAUCAGAUUUUGGAAAAAUUGCAUCAAAACAAUUAAUAUUAUAUUAUAGACCAAUUGUUUAUUUUAUAAGAAAACAUGUAGAAAAUUGUUUUCAUUGUCGUGAAAGAGCUUUUUUUUGUGAAUUUUGUAGAGAUAAUACAGAAUAUUUAUUUCCAUUUCAGGUUGAAAAAAUUGCUCGUUGUACCAAGUGUGGUGGAUUAUUUCAUUUAAAAUGUUAUGAAAAUAAACUAUUAAAUGAUGGUAUUUUUGAAUGUCCAAAAUGUAAAAGAAUUGAAAAUAGACAUGAGUUACUUGAAAAUUCUUAUAACUGUUCAUAA
Messenger RNA from Strongyloides ratti, 1827 nucleotides. RefSeq names its product Zinc finger, RING-type domain and Zinc finger, PHD-type domain and Zinc finger, RING/FYVE/PHD-type domain and Zinc finger, PHD-finger domain and Domain of unknown function DUF4206 domain-containing protein. The transcript has 3 exons. NCBI's taxonomy places the organism in Eukaryota, Metazoa, Nematoda, Chromadorea, Rhabditida, Strongyloididae. Bases 1 to 1827 code for a protein of 608 amino acids. The record is from RefSeq and is a predicted model, not a curated record.